Molecule: messenger RNA, 1683 nt
Organism: Sphenostylis stenocarpa
Lineage: Eukaryota; Viridiplantae; Streptophyta; Magnoliopsida; Fabales; Fabaceae
Source: the annotation of a GenBank genome assembly
AUGGACUGGAGGCGUCGAACCAAGAAGCAAUCUCAGCCUCGGUUGGAGCGGCUCAACGCCAAAAAGGGCUUCAGUUACCAACCACCACCCUCUUCUCCCCCUCCUUCUUCCACCUCCUCUUCCUCCCAUUUCGAUCGCCAAACCAGCUUCCGCCUCUUCGGCAUCGACGGCGAGUUCGACCUCAUCUUCGAGACCUUGGGCCUCUCCGGCCCCGAAGACUUCUCCAUCCCCACCGCUGACUGGGAGGCCCGCAAGGCCCGCGUCGCUGCCUCCAACGCCCCCGGGCCCACCCCUACCCCUCACGCGCUUCUCCACUCUUCGCCCGAGAUCCACCCUCUUUCCGUUACUGCUACUUCUGGGCCUCCCCUCCGAGACGACGCCGUUUCCCCUUCCGUCUCCCUUCUAGGUUCCUCCCCUUGGUCCUCCGGGGAUCAUGACGCGGGUAGGGGUAGUGGCAGCAGAUUGAGAAACGGAGAAAGGAGCAUGCUUUUCACUGAUUCCGGUUCCUUCACCACUUCCCAUGAUGAUGACAGUGACAUUGGCGGCGAGAGGGUUUGUUUGGUUUCUAACUCCGCCGCGGCGGAUGAGCUGGUUGUGCCACAUGUCUCCUCCUCCAAUGAGUGGUUCCGACAGACUUUCUCCUCUUGGCAAAAAGGUCACGUCUUGGGAAAAGGGUCUUUCGGAACCGUCUAUGAAUGCUUCACUGAUGAGGGAUUCUUUUUUGCGGUAAAGGAGGUGUGUUUGCUGGAUGAAGGUAGCCAAGGAAAACAGAGCGUUUUCCAACUUCAGCAGGAAAUAUCUCUUUUGAGUAAGUUUGAGCAUAAAAACAUAGUUCGAUAUUAUGGCUCGCACAAGGACAAAAGUAAACUAUAUAUCUUCCUUGAGCUUAUGUCAAAAGGGUCAUUAGCAAGUCUCUAUCAAAAGUAUCUUUUAAACGAUUCUCAAGUUUCUGCAUACACAAGGCAGAUUUUAUGUGGCUUGAAGUAUCUUCAUGAUCAUAAUGUGGUCCACAGGGACAUCAAGUGUGCUAAUAUACUAGUUGAUGUAAGUGGGGCUGUCAAGCUUGCAGAUUUUGGGUUGGCAAAGGCAACAAAAUUUAAUGAUGUUAGGUCAAGCAAAGGCUCCCCAUACUGGAUGGCCCCUGAGGUUGUUAACUUAAAUAGCGGAGGUGGUUAUGGGCUGGCAGCAGAUAUAUGGAGCUUAGGGUGUACAGUUUUGGAGAUGUUGACGCGGCAGCCACCUUAUUCUGACUUGGAAGGAAUGCAAGCAUUAUUUCUGAUUGGCAGGGGUAAACCUCCCCCUAUUCCAGAGUAUUUAUCUAAGGAUGCCCAAGAUUUCAUUCGUGAAUGCUUACAAGUUAACCCAAAUGAACGUCCAACUGCAGCUCAGCUAUUGGAUCAUCCAUUUCUAAGGAGAACAUUACUGUCUCCCGUAAGUUUUGUUUCUCCCCAGAGCAAGAUGUAUCGGUUAUAUCUGUUGGAGUUGGACCUAAAAACUCUCAACUGGUUGGUUAUGUCAAUGAACUCAUGUUUAGCCCAGAAUGUUGAUACCAUGAUGAAGAUAGGAGGGCAUGGAUCAUCAAGGUCCAACAGAUUGUGCUUUAUCCAUGAGGCAGAAGCGCCCACCAGGACAUUGCUACGGCCAAGUUCAGUUGUUGGUUACAUGAAGCUGUCUGAUGACUAG